Pristis pectinata (smalltooth sawfish) is the source of this 3228-nucleotide messenger RNA. RefSeq names its product HMG box transcription factor BBX. Gene Ontology annotation, molecular function: DNA-binding transcription factor activity, RNA polymerase II-specific; RNA polymerase II transcription regulatory region sequence-specific DNA binding. Gene Ontology annotation, cellular component: nucleus. The transcript is spliced from 14 exons. Gene Ontology annotation, biological process: regulation of transcription by RNA polymerase II. NCBI's taxonomy places the organism in Eukaryota, Metazoa, Chordata, Chondrichthyes, Rhinopristiformes, Pristidae. The coding region runs from base 334 to 2706 and encodes 790 amino acids. The record is from RefSeq and is a predicted model, not a curated record.
AGAGAGAGAGAGAGAGAAGGGGGGGGGGGAGCAGAGGGAGAGAGGCGCCCCCCAGGCCAGUGGGCAACUUCUCCUGCUGACUGUCACUCACACAGCAGCCGACUUUUCAAACACACAACUUCUCUCUCUCUCUCUCUGUCAUCGGCCGGGUGAUCAUCCCACACAUUAACACGGGAGAGGGAGAGAGAGAGAGGCUUUAACCGGCCGCCAGCGCCGGACCGGAGUCUGGGCCGCCGCCACCCGCCCCGCCAGGUCGUGAUCAAGUGAGAAGGAUUUUGGAAAAGAAACAUCUUCAUCACAUCAAUUUCCAUUUUAAUUGUUUAGCACAGCACCAUGAAAGCCAGCAGCAGAAAUAAAGACCACUCAGCAGAUGGCGAUGGAACUGGAAAGAGACCAAAACGGAAGUGUCUUCAGUGGCAUCCGUUGCUUGCCAAAAAGAUGCUGGACUUCUCUGAGGAGGAGGAGGAGGAUGAGGAAGAUGAAGAUAUUGAUAAGGAUGCUUUGAUGAGUACAGAGGGUCUUGAACAUGAAGCGGAUGAGACAGAUGACGACUCUUCUGAACAGCGAGCUCGCAGGCCAAUGAAUGCAUUUCUUCUGUUUUGCAAACGGCAUCGCUCUCUGGUUCGACAACAACAUCCUCGUCUAGACAACCGUGGUGCUACAAAAAUCCUGGCAGACUGGUGGUCUGUUUUAGAUCCGAAGGAAAAGCAGAAAUACACUGACCUGGCUAAGGAGUAUAAGGAUGCUUUUCUAAAAGCCAACCCUGGUUACAAGUGGUGUCCAACAACAAACAAACCACUGAAGAGUCCAUCACCAACUGUCACAACAAGGAAGAAGCUUUGGACAUUUCCAACAGAACCAACAAAGGACUUUCCCAUCAUCAAAAGGGUGGUAAAGACUGAGGAAAUGCCACAAAUCAAUUUUGCCAUGGCAGAUCCCACUCAAAUGGGAGGACUCAGCAUGCUGCUCUUAGCAGGAGAACAUGCCUUAACAGCCAAGGAGAUUUCCUCCAGUACAGCACAGCCAGGGGUUCCUGACUCGACAAAGCAGUGUGGGAAUUCAGCAUUGUUUCAGUUAGCAGAGAUGUGUUCGGACCGGUUGGUAACAGAAGGAGUGAAGACUGAGUCUUCUACAGUUAUCUUGGAAGAUGGACAUAAGCCUGAGGUCCCCACUGUUAAUUCUGCAAUAGGUACAAAGAAUGACUUUGAUACUAAACCAAGGCAGUGGAUUGCUAAUGAAAAACCAUUGUCUUUGCUAACUGACAAUUCUAUGACAAGUCUUAACAAAGGUGAAAAAAUUAAGAAGAAGAAGAAGAAAAAAGUUAAACUUGAAUCUACCAAAGUUGAUAAACAGACAUUUAAAAAAAGUGGAAAGAAACGGAAAUCAUCAGAGUCUGACAUAGAUAGCUUAAUGUACACUAUAGAUGCUGUGGCUAAAGGUGACUGGGGCACUGAAAAGCCUUCAGGAAGUCCAGUAAAAAGUGGACGAUGCUCAGCAAAGUCAACUGAAAAUCAGUUACACUCUGUCUCCAGCCCACCAAAGAAAAAGAUUAAACCAAAAUCAAUAAAAUUACCUGCUGAGAAGGUUUCAGAACUCAACAAACACUCAAAGGUUUCUGAUACUGAGAAGAUUACCACCAGCCCCAUCAAAACUGAAACGUUUCCUGUAACUGAUCAACUACUUUCCCAUAAUGCACUAAGCGAAGUGAAAGGUGAAAACAAGGAAAUCAAUAAAAAAACAGAAGCUUCUGGGUCCAGAAAAUCAGAACGAGCGUGUAAAGGUGCCCUUUAUAAGACCUUAGUGUCAGAAGGCAUGUUGACAUCUUUACGGGCUAACGUUGACAGAGGCAAGAAAGCUUCAGGGAAAGGGGGUUCCUCUGAUCAUGAAGGAUGUUGGAAAGAGGAAGAUUGGUCAUUUUCAAAUGUUGGGAGCAGUGGAACCAAAAAGUUGAAGAAAUUGAAACAGAAAGAUGAAUCGGCUCUUGGCUUAGGGAAUCUAGAGCAGGAAUUUGAAAAGAAAUUCAACAGCCUUCCACAAUACAGUCCAGUAACCUUUGAUCGCAAGAACACAACAGUGACAAGGAAAAAGAAGAAGAAUAGGAGUGGAUCCACUGAGCAACAGAAAUGUGAUAAAGGAUCAUCUCCAUCUCAGAAAAUAGUCAGCAAGUUUAAACACCAAAAGGACACACUUCAUUUAACUGAUAAAGUUGUUUCUUCUACUUCAGCCAUAGUCCCACAAGAUACAAACUCCGAGGAACAUGCAGAGAAGGUAGACCGUGCACAGUCAAUUCCAAGCAGUCUGCUAACAGUGACACAAGAACCACUCGUUGGCAGCCAAAAGCGCAAGGCCAGAAAAACAAAAAUAACACACUUAAUCCGAACAGCUGAUGGACGAUUGUCACCUGCAGGGGAUCUAACAAAGGAGAAGAUGUCAUGUAAACAGGAGAAGAAAAAGCAGCCAGUGAAGACAGAUGCUUUGAUGAGUGGAGUCACCUACAGUAGCUCAGAAACUGAACAGGCAUGCAGUAUUUCACCAGAAGUGCAAACUUCAUCUGCUAUCCCAACAUUCUUCAGUUUAGCUGCCUUGGCAGAGGUUGCAGCAAUGGAAAAUGCACACAGAGGCCAGCGUGCAGUUUCUCUGAACCACGAUGGACAACCCAAGGAAAUGGCACAAACCCCAGUACUUAUCUCCUGUGCAGACCAAUAAUCCAUGAUUGAUUUGUAUUCCAACAAAAUCUGCAACACAGGAGAUGAGUCAGUAAGGCCUGAUAUUGACUGCAUUGUGGGAGUGUCGUCUUUCCAUGGCUGGACAGUGCAGCUGGGAGGCACAGGCUGAGUAUCGUCCCAUAGACAGGCUCAGAAUAUAUAUGAAUGGGGCUAAUCCAGUUUCCUCAGCUUUUGCACCCAAUCUGAAGACAACUUGGUUAUAUUAAAAAAUUGUUGUUACACAGAACAAAGGGCCAUGAAAUCUUCUGGCAACUCUUGCAGUUGGACGCUGCGCGAUUAGAGUGUGAGCUACUCAAAUUUGCUGCAACUUUUAGCUUUUCUCAAGUAACACUGAUGCACUGUGCUAGUGACUAGAUAUCGUCAAGUUCUCUUUUUUUCCCUUUUUUAAAAAAAAGCACAUUAUGAUUUAAGUUUUACAAAAACUGUGUAAUCAUGAACUUCUGCCUGAUCACUGAGAUGAUGGUGGGAAGAAAAUAUAUUAUUAAAAAUACUUUACAUUUUG